This is a messenger RNA of Salvelinus namaycush (lake trout), 1827 nucleotides long. Its product is annotated as interferon regulatory factor 4-like. Gene Ontology annotation, cellular component: nucleus. Gene Ontology annotation, molecular function: RNA polymerase II cis-regulatory region sequence-specific DNA binding; protein binding; DNA-binding transcription factor activity, RNA polymerase II-specific. The record is from RefSeq and is a predicted model, not a curated record. Gene Ontology annotation, biological process: regulation of transcription by RNA polymerase II; immune system process. The transcript is spliced from 8 exons. The coding region runs from base 235 to 1488 and encodes 417 amino acids. Lineage: Eukaryota; Metazoa; Chordata; Actinopteri; Salmoniformes; Salmonidae.
CAUGGUCAUAUUCGUUGUGCUGAAAUGAAUACUGGAGAAUAUUGAUAUAGCCUAACUGAAACAUAGACAUUUUAUUUUGAUAACAAUUUAUUUUGAUUAAUAAUUUUGUAUUAGCAUGUUAUAGUCUAUGUGCAAAGAGGGAUCAUGUGAUUAGGUCUACUUGUGGUCUACACGUACAACUACAACUUUUAGAUUUUUUGGUAGUAGCCUAUUUGUUUCAUAUGUAUUUUGAAGAUGGAGGAGCCGGUCAAGAAAAUGCGUUUGAGAGAGUGGCUGAUAGCGCAGAUAGACAGCGGAAAGUUUGCAGGACUCACCUGGGAGAACGAAGACAAAACUAUGUUCAGGAUCCCAUGGAAACACGCGGCAAAACAGGACUAUAGUCUGAACGAAGAUGCAGCACUAUUCAAGGCUUGGGCAGUGUAUAAGGGGAAGUAUCGGGAGGGGAGGGACAAGGCAGAUCCCACCACCUGGAAGACUCGUCUCCGCUGUGCCUUCAACAAGAGCACAGACUUCAAAGAAGUCCCAGAGUGCAGCCAGUUAGAUGUAUCCGAGCCCUACAAGGUCUACCACAUCCAGGCAGAGCCAGAGACAGGCAGAGACUCAGAAUCUCCUCAGCCUGAGAGUCAGGUGAUCAUGAAGACCAGCCACUCCAGUGUUCCACUGAGGAACAUUGUCACACACCAUCCACAGUUUGGCUGCAAUAGUGAAUCAGAGGCCAGGGAUGGAAGAGUCAACUACAGAGAGGGCUUGGCAGGGGACCAUGUGUACUACUGGUCCAACACAGGGACUCCUCAGAGGGACGGCUCUGCUCCUCUCUCCAUAGUCGUCCCUAUACCACAGAUCUCUGACUUGCGUGUGCGGGUGUGUCUGUUCUACCAGGGCCAGCUAGUAGUGGAUGUGACCACCAGCACCCCAGACGGCUGUUUCCUCCUGCAGGGUCAGGUGCCCCUGGGGAACGAGAGGAUCUAUGGACCAUGCACAGCCCAACAGGUCCCCUUCCCCCCUCCAGGGGUCAUCCCUCUGCCCCCGGGCAUCGCUGAGGCCAUGGGCCGCCUGCUGCCCCACCUGGAGAGGGGCGUCCUGGUGUGGGUUGCUCCAGACGGGGUGUUUAUCAAGAGGUUCUGCCAGGGCAGGGUGUACUGGAGUGGCCCUCUGGCCCAACACACAGACAGGCCCAACAAACUGGACAGGGAGAGGACCUGUAAGCUGCUGGACACACCUAUAUUUCUGAAGGAGCUCCAGGACUAUAUCCAGGGGGCGGGACCCAAACCUCGCUAUGAGAUUGACCUCUGCUUUGGGGAGGAGUUUCCUGACGCCAGCCAACUGAAAACCAGGAAACUGAUCAUUGCACAGGUGGUGCCCCUGUUUGCUGUCAACCUACUGCAUAGGUGUCUGAGGAUGGGGACAGAGGGGAGACCACGCCUUCACACACACAACACCAUGGGGGAAGAGGGAGAGGGUCAGCCACACCCCCUGCCCCAGCGGUAAGGAGCCCAGGACACCCCUCUGAGUAACCCCUGGGGAACAUCACCAGUCCCCCCUGGUGGCCCCUCCUGUCCCAGCUUAGCCAGCCAGGAUGAGGGGUGAGUGGAGACUCAAGACACUGUCAGUGUAGGCUUAGUGUAUGCCCUGUGGAAAGCAACAUAUACCUCAACCUUAAGAGCGCAGAGAACAAUAUGAUACGACACAGAUAGGAGCAAGUAUGCUUGGAACAGAUAUUUCUCACAUAGUUUUCUUAAAGCGAUAAUCUGCAGUUGCUACAUCCAUAAAAAAAACUAGAAAAAAGUAGGAUAUGUACCCAAUGAUUUUUGAAGAAUAUAACUUAUA